Messenger RNA from Mycena indigotica, 999 nucleotides. RefSeq names its product BTB domain-containing protein. NCBI's taxonomy places the organism in Eukaryota, Fungi, Basidiomycota, Agaricomycetes, Agaricales, Mycenaceae. The coding region runs from base 1 to 999 and encodes 332 amino acids. The record is from RefSeq and is a predicted model, not a curated record. Gene Ontology annotation, molecular function: protein binding. The transcript is spliced from 3 exons.
AUGUCGAGCGCAGACCACCCUGCCAAACGUCCAAGACUGGCCGACGACGACUCGAAUAUCCCCACACCCGCGAUAUCUAGAUCACAAGAAUUCUGGUUCAAUGAUGGGAGUGUGAUUCUUCAGGUCGAAAAUACUCAAUUUCGGGUGGCGCAGAGUCUUCUUGCGAUGCAUUCAAGCGUCUUCCGCGACAUGUUCACGAUUCCACUACCGCCAGAGGAGCCGCUCGUGGAGGGGUGCCCCGUUGUCGUGUUAUCUGGUGAUAAGGCGGUUGAUUGGUCUCAUCUUCUUCGCGCAGUGUAUCCGUCGAGGUGCGACUUCUUCUCUCCAGACAAAAAAGACAUCCAUGCCUUUGCCGCAGUCUUUCGCCUCAGCAAGAAAUAUGAUUUUACCGUCUUCCGUCGCGAAUGUCUCCAAUGCUUCAAAGCAGAAUUUCCUACGACGCUCGAAGAGUACGACGACAGUCCAAACAAGCAUCAGUGGAAAUGGACUCUCUCAACAAGCGACCUGCUCAGUAUUCUGUGCAUCAAUCUUGCCCGCGAGCUAGGCAUCUUUUCGGUGCUUCCGGUGGCGUUUUAUCAACUCAAUUGGUCGAGCGUUCUUGAUUGGGAUAUUGUCGAAGUGUCCCAGACAGCACGUCUGUCUCCAACUGAUGAGCGCUUGUUCCUCAGGAGUCAACUCCGGCUUCUCAGGCUUCAAUCAUCGACGACUAUGAAAUGGCUUAGUCCUCAAGAGUCGACUAUACCGCAGGAGCUUUGCGAGCAGCGGGAUAUUUGCAUUCAUGCUUUGGAAAAUAUUGCUAAGCAACGUCGUGAGGAUCUCGAGAUGGAGGCCUUUGUGCUGGACGAUUGGAACACGAGCUGGGGUGAGAAGCUAUGUAGUCUCUGCAAGAUGACGGCAAAAUCAACGUUCGCAGAGGGAAGAAGACAAAUUUUCCGACAAUUGCCAUCGAUAUAUGAGCUGCCAGAUUGGGAGGUAUUGAAGAAGAUGGAUUUCGAAUGA